UAAAAUCGGAACAAGAUGGCGUCCGGUCAAUAGACGAAUAGCAGGGAGGCCGGAGGCGCUCUCGAGGUUCGUGGGUGUUCUCAGCCCGGAGCUGGAGAGCCUUUAAGGCUGUAUAUCAUUGACAUUUUUUUCUCUACCAAAGUGAAAUGGUCGACACGCGAGUGAAAUGAAAAAUGUUCCAUAAAGAAGUGCAUAUUACGUAUGCGUCGGCCUGAAUGUGCCGUGUUUCUCGAACUCGAAAGAUGCUGCCGUGUAAAGCGACGACAGAGAAGGCGCCUUCGCGAAACUGUCAGGAAGAUCGUCGUCGUCGUACGUGAGUCAGUGCGCUCGGUGGAUUGAAAGAAGGCACGUACGUACAAAAUGGCUUCGGGCGACAAUGUGGACGUGAUUGAAGUGGUUGAGACAAGCUUCACUGGCCCGGUACAGGCCACAGAGGAUCAUCUCCGACCGGAACAGUACGCGGACGAGGACAAUAAAUCUACAGGGGAUAAAGUGACAACACUUGACAAUUCGGUAGUGCAACAUGGCACCAUCGGGCCCAAAACCUCUUCGGGGGUAUCAAGGAACAAAUCAGAACGGGAGAGAAAGAUUGGCCACAGAAGAGUUGGAGUGGGAGGUGAAAUUACGUACAAAAAGAUUCAAACAACACAAAUUAUGGGAUCCAUCCAGUUAGGUAUUCAACAUGCGGUUGGUGGUUUGGCUAGUAAACCAGAACGUGAUCUAUUGAUGCAAGAUUUCAUGACUGUAGAAACGACGAAUUUCCCAAGCGAAGGAUCUAAUCACACUCCGGCUCAUCAUUUUUCCGAGUUUAAGUUCAAAAAUUACGCACCCAUUGCAUUUCGUUAUUUUCGGGAUCUCUUCGGUAUUCAACCGGAUGACUUUUUGAUGUCGAUGUGUAGCGCUCCAUUACGUGAAUUAUCGAAUCCCGGAGCUAGUGGAAGUAUCUUUUAUCUAACAGAUGAUGAUGAAUUCAUCAUAAAGACUGUACAACAUAAAGAAGGGGAAUUUUUGCAGACACUUCUUCCAGGAUAUUAUAUGAAUCUAAAUCAAAAUCCAAGGACAUUAUUGCCAAAAUUCUUUGGGUUAUACUGCUAUCGGUGUAAUAGUAAAAAUGUCAGACUAGUUGCUAUGAAUAAUCUUUUACCCUCAUCUGUGAAACUACAUCAGAAAUAUGAUUUAAAAGGAUCGACAUACAAAAGAAAGGCAUCAAAAUUAGAAAGAUCUAAAAACUCUCCAACAUAUAAAGAUUUAGAUUUUAUGGAACAUCAUCCGGAAGGGAUUUUUUUGGAAGCGGAUACAUAUAAUGCCCUAGUGAAAACUAUUCAAAGAGAUUGUCGAGUUUUAGAAAGCUUUAAAAUUAUGGAUUACUCUUUACUCGUUGGUAUUCAUAACCUUGACCAGGCUGCAAGAGAGAAAACGCAGGAACAAAGAUUACUAACGAGUGCAGAGGAAGAAGUUGGUGAAGUUGGAGGUGAGAGUGCAGGAUUCAUUCAAGCAGAACGAGAUGAUAGAGUAGGAGCUAGCGCUCUAAACCGAUCGCGAAGUAUAAAUCGACAAAGGUUAGUUGCGCACAGUACCGCUAUGGAAAGUAUUCAGGCUGAAAGCGAGCCCAUAGACGAAGAGGACGAUGUACCCAGUCCAGGUGGAAUUCCUGCUCGUAAUGCUCGUGGUGAACGCCUGUUACUUUUCCUUGGUAUUAUUGAUAUUUUGCAAAGUUACAGGCUCAAGAAAAAAUUGGAACAUACUUGGAAAUCGAUGAUACACGAUGGUGAUACUGUGUCAGUACAUCGACCAGGUUUUUACGCGCAACGUUUUCAAGAUUUCAUGGCGAAGACAGUAUUCAAGAAGAUACCGUCACUGGACCUGCCUGAGAUUAAGGGGAAUCAUCGCAAAUUCCGUAACCUCGUCACCAGCUACAUAGUCUUUGCUCAAACAUUGAAACAUUCCCCGUCGAAGAGAAAAAGCAUAACCAGGCCGCUCAGGCCGUUGGAUGGAGAUUUCGAUUCAACCGCGGUGCCGACAACCGGAACUUCGACAAUGCAUGCUACGUCACCCACGAAAGCUGUGACCCCGACAGACCCUGCGAUCAGCACGACCAGCACGGUGAUGUCGACCAGUUCCGCGCCAAUCGCCACCUCCACCCCGGUUAACUUCGCCGCGGGCCCUGUGAGCCCGCCUCCGUUGACCUUGGCCGCCGGUCCAGGCCCCCCUCAUCAAGAGCAACCAGUGACCACCUCAGCGGCCAAGGUCACGAGCUAUCCAGCCGUCCUGAAGGGCAGGACCGCCGCCAGCCCACCGAAUCCGAAUCUGGUACCUUCCGGCAAGAUUCCACCUCCCGUUCCCCCGAGAGGCACCGGCCAAUCGAGGACCGCGAGGUCCUCCGAGGAGCACCGUGGCCCCGGAACGGCCACCUCCACGUCCUCGAUGACGUCCAGCCGAGGUGGCACCCUUCCCUCCACUUGCUCCACCCCGCCCCCGCCCUUUGACGAUGCAGUGCGCUCAAACGACCAAACCUUGGCUUCUGGUGGUCAACUUCAACAGGGUGCACCGACCACAAUGUUAGCGAGCAGCCUGAGCACUGCUCAAUCGAAACAAAAUAAGGUUGUUCACCAUGUCACUCUUACAAAGACUUAUCACGAUGCCGUGAGCAUAUCUGACGUGCAUUUGGAAAGCAGCGGUAGCGGAAGCGGAAGCGGCGGAAGGGAAACAAAGUCGUCGUUGAGCGUGGAAAGCGGUGGAAGCAGUCGAGGAGGUGGUGGAUUCACCUGGACACCACCCGCGGGUAGCGCCGAGGGCUCGACGCCCACCUGGACAGAGGGCACACCGUCCUUUACUGAGAGUUCCAGCAGCGGUGACGCAGGUUGGUCGACCACACCGAUCAGGGGACGUCAGGAUGACGGAGGGAGGAUUGCUACCACUGUCGAGGAGGCGCUAGCCAGUCUCACUACGGAAAUGGAGAUACUGCAGCACGAGUGAAUGCAAAGCAACUCGUCGUCCCUCUAAGCUUCGUCGAUUCAAUGAGGUUUGGAUAUGGGUCUGGUGCGGCGUCGUAGCGAUGAAUCUUCGAAAAAAAAAAAAAAUGAAGGAAUUUCGAACGAGGGAAAACGAAAUCGUGGAAGGGAGCGUUUGAUCGCGAAUCAAGACGGAUGAUUGAGAGUCGAGGAGGUGAAUGCCGGACAAACAUAACGUAAUUUAAUCAUAAUCAUUCCUUCUUAAACAGUAUUAUCGUUACACGAUUCACAAAUAGUUUAUCAUAUUCGAUUCUGUACUUAACGAACACCUUCUGUGAGAAAUAUUCGUCUCGAUUCGCGAGUUAUCGAAAUAUUAAUCAUCCAAUGUGUGUCAAUCUCGCAUUUACUCGUACGGUAUAAAUUUAUGAUUUAAAUAGACGAAUUCUCGCGAAGCGAAUAAGGAAUCGAUGAAAAAGAAAAAUGAUUCCGAAGCUUUGGAGAUCGUCAAAGGGCCAGAAAGCUUAUACACCGUGAUAAAACUCGGCCUACAGUAUUAGAAGAUUGUAUAAUACUCGACACUCGUUCAGGAUCCAUACAUCCAUUUAUGGAAUUGGCGAAUCAUCAUUCCAAUUAUUUCUUUUUGUAUAUCGAGUCUUGUAGGCACUGUUGAAAUUCUAAUCGACGGAUAGUUAAACGUAAUAACGUCACGUGUUUUGAAUACAUAUGAAUAAUUAUAUUAAUAAUUAAAUUUUAGUUAAUUCAAUUGUGUAACGAUUAAUUAUAAGUGUGCACGAUUGCGAGAUUGCAGAUCGAAUAAAAAAUUCGAAUAAGAUCGUGUAAAAGUUUUGAUAAUCGAUAAUGGAAGAGUGAGGUCUCAUCCGAUUCCGAAUUUUUCCGACUCGUCUCGAGAUUUGAUUCUCGAAUCACAGAACGAUCACGCACACUUCCAAUCAUCUUGUCUUCUGAUUAAUUAUCCUUUUCGAAAAGCGUUCGAAGGAAAAAAGAACACGUGCCAUUAUUGCGAUUAACUCGUUUUCUCGUUGCUUGUUCAUAUCUAGCACUACAAAAUCAAAUGAUCAUCGAAUCAUUGAGCUUUACGAAUGACAUUUAGGUUAAACGCGAUGUAAGAUUAUCACGAGAAGUAUUUACUCAUAUUAUACCUCUUAUCAUAACUGACAAUUACCUCUUGUUACGUCAGUUAGUUAUAAACGUUAAGAGGAAGGUGAUCGAGGGGGAUGAAAGUCGUAUAGCGAGGAGAUGAAACGAGUUCUAUACGGCCGCGAAUGAAGAUGUAAAUAAUACUUAUGAUUUAAUUAGGAGGCAGUCCUCAAUCCCGUUUUUAUUACGAUAAUAUAAUCACCGGUCGUGUAUAUGUACCUAUAUGUGUCUCACGUUUUGUCUGUCUCUUCUGUACGUAAUUAUAUAUAUACUUAUACAUAUGUACACACAUUAAAUGAAACAUGUAUACCACAUUUACACUCCUGUUCAAAAAUCUUAGGAUAUUUGUUCUAUUUUGAUCGAAAAUUGGACAAAUUUAGAUAAAUUUAGAUUACAACAUGUUAAGUUGAUGCUUUAUACGAUAAAGGAAAUAACAAUACCGAUAUAUUUUUAAUACAAAAUUCAUGAUUUAUACCAAAUAUUGAAAUUUAAUUAGGAAUAGAAGAUGUCGUAAGAAUUUUGAACAGGAAUCUAUAUCGAGAUGACCGGUGAAUUCUAAGAUGAGCUUUGAGCUUUAUUUACUCGCGAUUAUUAUUAUACAGAAUAAUAUUACAGAUAUUUUUUACUCGGGAAUUUAUUCUAUUUCAAAAAAUUUAAGUCUUCCAAAAUUUAUCUCGACAAAGGAAGAUUCUCGUUUCAGAAAUAUUUUAUAUAACUAAUAAAAACUAGGUUGAUAAAGGAAUAAAAGAUUACAAAUUAUUUCAAAGCUCGAAAAAGAAUUCUCUGACCACUUCGAUGCAUAUUAUAAAUAUAACAACUGCGCAAACUGUAUUAUACGUGAUACGAUAAAGGAGAGUGAUUGACGGGAAUUCCGAUGGUGUACGUAUUAUAUAUAUAUAUGAAUGAACAAAAGUUUAUAUAUAUAUAAAUAUUGCAGUAGUCGCAGAACAAAAGAAAAAAAAAGAAAAAGAAAAAAAAGAAAUUAUGUAAACGCGUUGCUAAUAAGCGUGAGAGUUAUCGUGAACGUUUUGAAAAAAAACCAAAAUGUUGUUCAAUUACACGUACAUACACGUAUUAUAAUAUAUUGUCCUCAAUGAAACGCUUUUGACAGUCGAUAUAUUGUAUUUAGGAAAACGGUGGUAAAAAAAAAAAAUCUAGUCGCAUCUCGGUGAUCGGUCCAUAUUAUUUCCUUCUUUCUCCGAGAACAUUUUAUUUCGUAGCUUUAAUCGCGUCUUUCGCUCUCUCACUUCUUCCUUUAGCUUUGUGUAAAAAAAAGUCACUUCGUUUUUUAAGUUAGCGUAGUUGUUCUCUCCUUUUACUUUUUCUAUUUCUAUAUUGUGAUCAAUAUAUUAAGCAUGUUUCGAAAUUAAUUCGAUGUGUUACUUUGUUCCCUAUUUUUCAAUCUACGAUUUAAUCAUUGAAAUCCAAGGCAAGUACAAUGAAUAAACGAGCCGUUUAACAAAUGCGUUUCGAUAAUCAUCCAGUGUAAAUUUCUUCGAAUACAAAUUGAUAUUUACACUCACAUCUCCAACGAAAAUUCUAUUAUUUCCAUUGUGAUCGAUUUUCAACGAGGAAACGUGACUCGCGCGAAACGUAGUACGUAUAAAUACUCGAUAAGAAGUAAGGAACAAACUUACGCGUCACGUUUGCUACGCCUUUUCGUUUCAAAGGUUAAAUCGAUGAAGAAAAGCUUUACUCCUCCCCGUGGAUAUAGAUUGAAUGACCGAGAAAAAAGUGAAAAACAGAAGCUUGAAAUUCGUAGCUUUGUUAAACUCGAGAUACUCUUUCAUGGGGUACCAUCAUGGUAUUAUCAUUAUUGUUAUAAUAUAAAUAUCGUAGCUAUUAUAACGAAAGGACAGUAACAGUGUUUAUUAGCGAUCUUCAAAGUGUGAUAUUUUUUUAAUGAACAUAUCGCAUCGUACGUUCAAGUUCUGCGAGUGAUUUCAAUGCUUGCACUUGGAGGGAUGCUUCAAGUAAUAAUUCAGGGAGGAUUAAGAUGAGAUUUAGAUCAAGAUCGAAGAAAACGCGCUUGGAGAAGGUUCGUGCCAAUUGAAUAAAAAAAAAAAAUCCUAUACCUAAUCUUAUAAUAAUCAUUGUAUUAGAAUUAAAUGAGAAAAAAGAACAAUGUUUUCAAUAACAUGAAAUUGAUUGUCAGCCUUAUUAAAAGAAGAAAGAUUUAUUUUUCUUCCGUAAUUAUUAGAACAUUCAUAAAAAAGGAUUAUGCUUUAAAAUAAAGGAAAAAUUUAUUAAUGAUUUUCUCUAAGCGCAACCGAUCGAAGAUCCAAGAUCCGUCGCUUUUUACGCUUCUCUUUGUCGCAUAUUUUAAUUGUUUGACGAUGAUCGUUUACAAGUUGUUAAACCGGCAUAUACCAUAUAUCUUCCAUCUAUGUUGUUUCAUGUGUGCUUUGAUCGAUCGUUUUAAUCCUCUCACAUUAACUUCCUGUUUUUGAUUAAUUCGAUUUAUCAAAAUUAUCUGUUUCUCCCUUUGAUGUGUUCCCUCUUCCAUUGUUUUCUUAUUCCAGUUUUCAUUUUGCAACUAAUCUGAUUAAUCUUAAUCGUUCCACUGUAUUUAUUUGCAUCAUUAAAAGCACAACUGUACGAAGUCAAUCGAAUGAAUUCUCAUUGGAAGCAAUAGAAAUGGAAGUGAUAGAAAAGAAUUGAUAUUUUUUGUGCUCGAAUUCAGAAAGAAACGAACAACAUUGCGAAGGGUCUUGUGGAACAGAGAAGAUCGUUUUCGUCGUACACACGGGUGAGAACGAGUUUCAAACGCGGCGGCACGAACGGGUCAAUCAUAAGGAGCUUGCAAAGAGUGUUGAGCGUACAACGUCGGGAGCCAUAAGGAUGAACAGAAACUGGGACGAAUCGAAAUAUUUUAGAAAUAAUUCAACUAUACCCACGCGUAUACUUCGUAUAUAGAAAGAUGAGUGGAAACCAAAAAGCAAUUAAUUAAAAUUAUCAUCGAAAUCUGUGAUCACGCGAAAACGUUUAAAAAAAAAAGAAAUUUCUUCCUUUGAUAUCAUGAUAUUAUGAUUAUCGUUAGAGUUAAAAACGAUAUUUUUAACUCUUUUUUAUUUAUCGGUCAUUUUUUUUUUUAACAUACGAUCGUAAAAUUUAGCGAAUAGAAUAAAAAUCAUGCCUGUUUAACCGGUUCGAAUGAUAAUCGGGCAUAACUUUGAUCUUAAUCCUCUCGUGACUGUAGAUCAGCCUUGCGUCUAAGUGUCUACUUAACUAAUUGCAUAAGAUUUUAUUAUUCUAUUUUUUCUUUUUUCGUUGCUUCAAAGUCAUUGCGUUAUAUAUACUUUUUGAUAAUCGUGCGAACGAAUAAGAAAAGCCUCGCGUUAAAGGAAUUAAUCGAAGCAAUAUCGAGAAGAAGGAAGACUUCUUCGCAUGAUUUUGUAAUGUUGAUGUGCCAAGGAAUUGGCGGGAUAAAUAAUAGCGAUUCUAUGGAACGGAUCGUUUCGCGAUUAUUCGCGAACUUUAUACCUCUUCGUGCUUCUUUUUCAAGUUCUCGAGAUUUUUUACCUGUUCGCGUUGUUUUUCAAAAAAUGACGAAAUUAUAGAGGAAUCUCGAGGACUCGAAUUUCUUCGAGGACAAAAAAAAAAGGUAAAGAAGUAGAAGAAAUUCUCGUCGAAUUUUGCAAAAUAUGCUUUACGAAUACUUUGAUACAGUAUUCGUAUCGUUAAAUUUCUUUUACAUUAGUCUUAUAUACAAAAAUUGUAUUAGCUUUCGAUGGAACAUUGUUCAUGUUUACUCCGACUUUAUUACUCGAAAAUCAAUCCUCUUUGAAAUAAAAUUUUGGAAAAACGUAGUUUCGAAGAGAUUUCUGAUAUUAUGAAGAAAUCGUGAAACCAAACGUGCCAUUGAAAAUGUGCGUAGAAAGAAAUAUAAGGUUACAAGAGCAAUCACGUCUAAUUGCUAUGAUUCGAAUAAUUAACCCUUUAAUCGAGCAAUACGUGUCAAUGGGAUGACUAAUGUUUACAAUGUUUAAUCGAGCCACAUUGAUAUUGAUUUUUUAGUAAGUUUAGUAAUGUGGAUUUUCAUAUUUUAUUUUCAUAUAGGUAUUGUUAUUUUUUUAUUAUCUUUUAUCCAUAAUAAUAACUUUUAUAUUUAAAAUAAAUUACUCGGUUAAAGGGUUCGAACAAAGGGUAAAUAACGGUGAUGGAUCGGUUGUACUCGUCCAAUAUGUAUCUUUCUUAUAACAAAAUUCUAAUUUAAACAUGAUUGAAAUAUUUUGCUACUAUUUUUAACAACUUCUCAGGAAUCAGAAUUUCUUUUUCUAUUUUUAUCAGACGAAAGAAAAAAGAAAGGAAAAACAACCGAUCCAUUUCUGUUCUUUAUUUAGAAGCGCAUUAAGGGAAGCAUAUAAAUAUUAUACAUUACGUAUAAAUAUUAUACGUUGACAAGUUAAUGAAAACAAUACGAAAAUAUUCAAUGCAUAAUGCGAGCGAUCGUUCAACUGUUACAAGACAAAUUUGUCACUUAACCGAGUUAUUUCGGCAAUACAUACUAUUAUGAUUAUUAUCAUUAUCAUUAUGAUUAUUACUAUCUCACCAUGAUUACUGAUAUUAUUUAAAUAAAGCAGUUACUAUUAUUCUUA
Messenger RNA from Apis cerana (Asiatic honeybee), 8707 nucleotides. RefSeq names its product Phosphatidylinositol 4-phosphate 5-kinase 59B (gene PIP5K59B). NCBI's taxonomy places the organism in Eukaryota, Metazoa, Arthropoda, Insecta, Hymenoptera, Apidae. Gene Ontology annotation, cellular component: plasma membrane. The record is from RefSeq and is a predicted model, not a curated record. Gene Ontology annotation, biological process: phosphatidylinositol phosphate biosynthetic process. Gene Ontology annotation, molecular function: 1-phosphatidylinositol-4-phosphate 5-kinase activity.